Messenger RNA from Phyllotreta striolata, 4441 nucleotides. Lineage: Eukaryota; Metazoa; Arthropoda; Insecta; Coleoptera; Chrysomelidae. The record is from the annotation of a GenBank genome assembly.
CAAUAAUGUACUUGCAGUCGUUCUCCGACUGAGCAGUGUCCAAAAUACGGGCUAGUAUAAUGCAUCGUAUAGUGGCGACGUAGAUUAUUCAGAAAGAUAUCCAUGUGAUUAAAAAUUUAACGAGUAGAUUCUUCCAUGUGUUUGGGACUAGAAACGAGGAUGCUCCGCAAAGUCCGUCGAAUCGGAUCGUCCUCUGGCAUUUUUCAUUGAAUAAAAAAAAUGUGAAACACCUCGAAAAAAUUUAAUUAAAUAUGAUGACAAAUAGAGAAUCUUAUUACUGUUCUGCUUGGAUAAUUUUAUUUACAGCUGGUUUCACAUUAUGCGUCAACGUACACUUCGAAAACAAAGACGGCGGAUUCUUCAUAAAGCAACAGAUCCGCCAGAACAUCAUCCUGACAUCCUCGAAUGCAGAAACAUCGACACCAUCGAAUCUAAACAGCGGAUUUCCUAUAUCGGUAGAUAAGUUCACAGUGUUCCAACGUUCCCAGCCGAUUUCAGUGAGGGCGACGUAUGGGCCCUUUAGUACAAAACAAACGGUUCCGGCUAAAUAUAUCGUACCUGAUCCACUACCUGUUAACAAUUCAGGGUCAACAAUCGAUUUCCAAGAUCAAAUAACCCAUCACCUCGACAUGUCGGCGCACAUCGUCCGCAACGAAAUACCGAGAGACUCGCCGGUGCUAAGAGUGCUCUUCCACACGGGCACGGACCCCGGAGGAAGGCGACAGGUCCUCCUGGCGAGGCACCACCAGAAAAUUUGCAUCGUCCUGCAGGUCAGCAUGGGCAAUCACACGCCGCUGCACGCCGCUUGCAGCCCCGACGGCGAAGACGGAGUCUGCUUGGCUCAAGUGACGAUUCCCUCGUUCUGGUGGAGCCCUUUGCCGUCGCUGGACAAGCACGGAAAGCCCGGCAAGGUGGUGAAAACGCCGCCUAAACUGGUGCAAGUCGCCUACUCGGUGUUGGAGCCUUGGCCCGACGAGGGCGAAGGUUGCCAACCCAAAGUCCAAGUGCAGCCUUCGAUGACACUAGGACACAUUCCUCUGACUGCCGCUAAAGGAGCUUACAAAGAACUCAAACUGACUGAUUCCAUUACGAUGCUAGUUCCUCAUCCCCCUCUGUACCCGAGGUCCAUAUUGUAUCUACCGGUGUUUAUCGACAGGGAGAAGGCGAAAACUAUGACGGCUAUUGUUAUUAAGGCGAGGUUGAAAAGCGGCGUUCGGUUUCUGGAAGCUAUCCCAUCUGAAGGUAUUCCAUGGAAUAUUACAAUAGAUAUUAAUCCCAGGCACACUAGCGCUACUGUAACACUUAUUAGAAGGGAACCACCCAAUGCUGAGAUUUCGUCGAAUAAAGGAGAUAUAAUGGAGUUAUUCACUUGGCUGAUAGAAAUAGCAGAAGACGCUGUGGAAAACUACGAUAAGAGCAAAAUCGUAUGGACUGCGAGGUACGAGCCUCAUCACGAGCUGGAACCGGAGGACGAUGUCCUUAAGGAGGGAAGGAAGUUAAUAUCGCGAUUCGAGAUACAGAAGGACGAUAUACAGGCGGUCGUGCCCAUAAGCAAGAAUUGGGAAGUUUUGAAUACGGCAGUGCUGACCGGCAUUCAAGUGUCUCAGGCCAUGAAGGUGUUUAUUGUAUCGCAAGCAGGCAAAGCGGCCGAUGUUACAUUCCAAUCGUCGUGUUAUUCUGAAGACGAAAGUGUUUUAAAGGUUUCUUCUUCGUGUGGGUCGGUAUAUGUCGAUGGUAGCGAAGCUCGCGGAUCCGUCAAUGGUUCGGUAAUUGUAAAAUACGGCACUUUUACCGGUAUAGCCCAAUUCACAGUUUGGAUGCCGGAAUUUCCCUUAGAAUUAGAAGUAGCCGACACCAAACUAUCACAAGUGAAAUCCUGGAAAGUGCCCGAUUAUCUACCAAAUUUAUCGAAAAUGAAAAGCCGGAAGAAGCGCUCGUUCGACACCAAUUGGAGCCUCCCGACCGCCGAAGAGACCAUCGAAAAGCCGAUUUGUAAGCUCCGGUACCAACAAACGUCCGUGGAAGUGUACGCGCACUUCUUGGCAUCUGACCACACUUCCGGCCGCACGACGUACCUGAUCAACCGGAGGACGUUGCUGAGAAUAACCGAUCUCGUGUUGCCUUGGCUGCGGGUCAGCGAUCCCAGAAUAGCGAGCCUACACGGGAAGAUUUUGCAGGGCAGGAGCGUCGGCAGGACCGAAGUGCAGGUGCUGUCGCCGAUAACCAGUAGAGUUUACGGGUCGAAAGAGAUUCGCGUGGGUAACGAUAAAGUCGGUCUGACGAAAUUGUACGUGCAAGUCGUUUCUGGGCUUCAAUUGAACAUAUCACCGGAUUCUUCCAUAGAUAACGUGUACGUCGCUGAAACGGGUAUUACUAGAAAAUUGACGGCGCAAUAUCAGGAAGGAUUGCUGGAUAUAGAAUUAGAAUUUUCGGAUGGCCAGAAGACUCCGCUGAGAGAUAUCACGGAGAACGAUUACCAUCUAGUAGUAGAAAGCUUGGAUCCCGAUGUGGUAGCUUUCGCACCGAUGAUUGCUUCUCAUCAUCCAAGAGUCAUAGCUGUUGGAGAAGGCAGCGGAGACCUGCUACAGGUGUCUCUUCAAUUGGCUGAAGAAUGUAGGGUAAUCGGGAGACCGAAGUCCAAAACUCUCGGUCCUUUAUCAACGGCUGCAGCGAAUAUCAUAGUCGAUUUUAACACGUUCGACCUCCAGCGACCUGAUAUAUUACAAAAUGACGGUGGCAAUUUCGUAAAUUCGAAAGGAAGAGAUUUCGUAGACCUUCAAGACAUCCUUAAAGGUGCUGCAGCUUCGUUGGACUCUGACGAACCCAACGUACAAGCUAGGCAAUAUCAAAAUAGCAAUAAAGGAAUAUUUAAACCAUUUUCGAUCCAUUCUACUCCAUUAGAAAUUAGUAUGUAUGUGUUGCUUACCGCGUUCUGUUGUGCAAUAUUGGUGUUUGUAAUAUCGUGUGUAGUUUAUGCGUCUAAAUAUAAGCCUGUAGCGAACGUGCAAGAAAGCGUGCACACCAACCCCGCGCCGCCCAUCGGGUUUCGACUCAUCCACGACUUCCAAAAACCGCAGGAAUACACGACCAACGUGCACGAUUGGGUAUGGCUGGGCAGGGCCCCGAUCAGCCCACCGAACGAGCGCCCCGCCAACAUGAGGAUCAUCUCGAACCCGCUGAACACGAAUUACAGCGAGCCGGGCGACUCUUUGACCGCCAGCCUGGGACAGUCCAACCAGAGGCCGCCGAGCUCGAGGAACAGCGGCAGGAACCAGUCGAGGAACGAAAGCGACAACGGCAACGCGGACAACGAGAACGGGAACGACGUGAGAGCGUGGGACAAGCCGAAAUCGCCGACUGCUCUGUCGCCGCACCCGAUUCCCGGUCAUUCCUCGAAGGUUCCGAAAGCGGGCGACGACUACCGCCCUCCGGUGCCGCCGCAUCGUAACCUGGAGCUGUCGGGUUCCACUGGGUCCUCGCUGGAUCAAGAAAAUAAACAUUCGGAUAAGUAUAGGACUCACAGGCUCUCGAACGAAAAUUCGCAGAGGAAAUACGAAGACGCUCAAAUGUCCCAGUUCCAUAUCAAUGAUGAGUUACAAGACUUGAUCGGAAGAGAGGAAGACCCGGAAUUUGUAGAAUACUUGAAAAGUCCAAGCAAUAACGGUUACCAAAAAAGGGCCGAAGUUAAAUUAGCGACUAUUGUAGGAAACCCGAUGAUUAAUGGAACCUUAGAGAAAAAUAAGUUGUCUGAUUUGCCCAAUUUAGAUCAAUUGCCUUUAGACAUGGAUUACCAUCAGAUUAUGCAUUACUUUGAGAAUUUAAAGGAAUCGAAUGCCUGAGUAGAGGAAAUAAUCGCCGAUAUUCAUGCCAUAAUGUUAACAUUCAAUAGCCGGUACAAGGCUGCACAACUGUACGACUACCUCUGAAUGAAUUCAAAUGAAUGGAUUUUCGACGAUUCUACCGACUGAUAAGCAAUUAUACGAGAUGUUUCUACCACUGUCAAAAUCAAUUAAGCACUGAGAUCGCCUUCACUAUAUCAAUGUAUUUCUACGAAAAUUUAAACUUUAGCUUCGCAUGUUAGUAAUCGUGACCAAAAAGCUUACCAAAUAUUAUAACGUGUACAUUUUGUAACAUAACAUAACAGGAGAAUUUCACAUUAUUAAACAGUGAAUUCUGAACGUGAAACUUUGUGUCUAUUUAACGAGUAAAUAAUGUAGAAGCAGCACGAGUGAGACAUGCAAAUAUUUGUAAAAAUGUCAAUAAAAUGUACAAUAAACUGACCUAUUACAUUUAAUGUUUCGAUGAGUAGCUUAGAGCAUCGCGCGGUGUCCUGUUGUAAUUCAAUUUCGAGUUUACCCCUUUGUUCGGCUUUUGCAAUAUAUGUAAAUAAAAAUAAGACGCCUUGUAUGUUGAUUGUUAUAGGACUAAAUGACGCUUUAUA